Molecule: messenger RNA, 288 nt
Organism: Penicillium hordei
Lineage: Eukaryota; Fungi; Ascomycota; Eurotiomycetes; Eurotiales; Aspergillaceae
Exons: 1
Coding region: 1-288 (95 amino acids)
Source: RefSeq, a predicted model, not a curated record
AUGAUUGAUUCUUACAAGAGCGAUCACAUUCCUAUCUCCGAUACACAGGAUACUUCCGAAGCCCAUCUGCUAUAUCUUCCAACUGCAGCCCUUCUCGGGUCCAUCCCAUUCGACGAUGACCCCAGCUCCGCGAGCCAACUUCGGCCUAGUACUAUACCUAUACUUCAGGAAUCCGGAUGGCAGUCGGAGAAAGCCUACGACGAGGAUCCUCCAAACUACAUCCACUAUUUCAUAGAAUGGCGACUCAUCCUCAACAAAACCGCUGAAUGUCUUGGCGCUUAUUCUUAA